UUUAGUUUCAAGUGCAUUUGGAAUUUAGAACAAUUCAAUUUUAAUACACAUAUUGGCAAUCCAGGCAGUAAAUUCCACGUUACAGAUUAUCUUUAGAUUCGCUAUCUUAUCGGUCGUGUGUACACAGUUUCGUGAAAUAUUUUUUAGGGACAAAUUCGUGUGUUAAUGACGAUCGAAAAUGAACGUCAUUGUGAGAACUGUGUUUAAAGAGUGCGAGUUUAAAGCUGAACGGUACACAAAAGGCGGGCAAAUUUUGGAUUUGUUGUUGAAAAACGAGGGCAUACACGAAAAAUGGUACUUUGGAAUCAUGUUCCUCAACCAGGAGGGAGAGGAGGUUUGGAUAGAACAAUCAAAAAAGACCAUUCGUGAGCUGAAAGAAAACGCUAGGAACUUAAAUUUCCGAGUGAAGUUCUACCCUGAAGAUGUGUCAGAGGAGAUAUUGGAAACAGUGACUCUGGAGUUCUUCUUUCAACAAAUCAAAAGCCAAAUAAUUAAGGAGGAAAUUUUUUGCCCUGGUACCACGGCAGUACUACUGGCUUCGCUCGCAUUGCAGGCUAAAUUUGGCGAUUACGUACCAAAGGAGCAUCGAGGACAAAUUAAGCUACCAACUUAUCUACCAAAAAGAGUUAUUCGUGAGCAAGAAAUGGACGAGUUGGAAUGGAUAGAGAACAUUACAAAUAUGUGGAUCAAACACGAAAGCAUCGACAAAGAGGAAGCGAUGAUGGAGUACCUCAAAAUUGUACAAAAUCUGGAUAUGUAUGGUGUCACCUAUUUCCCCAUCACCAACAGAAAAGGUACCAACGUAUUACUAGGGAUCACUGCUUAUGGUUUGAACAUAUAUGAAGAAAAAAACAAGUUGACACCAAAAAUAAACUUUCCCUGGUCUGAAAUAAAGCACCUGAAAUUCAAAGACAGAAAAUUCACGAUUACACUGCUAGACAAGAUGGCGAAGGACUUUACUUUCAUGACGAGAUCUCCAAAAUCCAGCAAAAUUAUCCUGAACCUCGGCAUAGGAAAUCACCUGUUGUACGUGAAAAGGCGGAAACCCGAUACACCGGAAAUGGCCAAGUUGAGGGAAAAGGCCGUUUUGCACAGGGAAAAAAAAUUACUACAAAAACAAAAGCUUCUCAACGAAAAAUCGGCCAAACACGAACUGCAAAAGCGCGAGAAAGAACUGCUGCGGCGCUUGGAGAAAAUGCAGGAGGAUAUGGAAGCAAAAAACCGCGACCUGAUGGAAGCCCAAAGAACCAUAACUCUUCUGAGCGAAAAACUGGAAGACCUCCAAAGGUCCAAGGAGCGACUGGAAGAGGAAAAAUGCAAGUUGGAUGAGAUGAUGCGAUUGCUGGAGGAAAGCAAGAACAUGGAGGCGAUGGAGAGGCAAAAACUGCAAGACGAAAUCAGGAGAAAGCACGAAGAAGUGACGAGAAUACAGAACGAAGUCAUGGAGAAAGACGAGCAAACGAGGAGAUUGCAAGAGGAAGUAGAGGAAGCUAGAAGGAGAGAGGAGGAAGAACGACGGCUGAAAGAAGAAGAAGCAAGGCGUUUGGAGGAAGAAAGGAGAAAAUGGGAGGAGGAGGAAGCCGAGAGGAUUAAAAGAGGGGAAUUGGAAGAGCUGGAAAAUGCCGAUAACACCUUACCCGAGAUAGAAGUUAAUGAAGAUCUACAAGAGCAACUUAAGAUCCUUCAAAAGCAAUUAGACGAAACAAAGAAAAUCAACGAAGAAAGCAACGAAGAAAAAAUUUACAGGGACAAUCUGGCCGCUGGAAGAGACAAAUUUAAAACGUUACGGGAUAUUCGUAGCGGAAACACGAAACGUAGAGCAGAUUUAUUCGAAAAUUUGUAAAAGUAUCAUCCAGUUACCUCCAAUUUAUUGUUAAUUAUUAAUUAAAAAUAUAAGCACAAGAAGUUUGAGUUGUUUGUAUAUUUUAUUCUGCAGUUGGUAGUACCAUCAACAUAAUUAUGUUAACCACACAAUACGAACUGUACAUGAUUUUUAAAUAAAUAGGAAGGUAGUUUUUCACAA
Molecule: messenger RNA, 2023 nt
Organism: Brassicogethes aeneus
Lineage: Eukaryota; Metazoa; Arthropoda; Insecta; Coleoptera; Nitidulidae
Source: the annotation of a GenBank genome assembly